UCUUCCUUAUCGUCACGCGGAGUACCACAACCACCAAUUCCCUAUCUCUUCCUCCCCGUUUCUCAUCUCCAGCCGGCUCACGCCUAACCGCGCUUCCAUCUCCCCUCUCCACUCUGGCCAGAUGUUGGCUUCCAUCUCAACCUCUCCGGCCAGAUGCCGCGACCCCUUGAAAUUUCUGUUGCCCAAGCCCAGCUGCCACCAGGGCACUGCUGCGGGGACCAACCUGCGGAGGCAGACAAGAUGCUGAUGAUGGCCGUGAGCACUGCGGCUGUUGCGCCAGUAGCAUUCAUGGGAGCGGUCGGUUGAGCACAUCCUCACCGACGGUGCUUCAAUCGGCAUGGCAGUCUGCUACAAGCGAUGAGGAUUUUUGCUACCACCGGCAUCGAGUCACGCCGGAACCGGAGUCUCGGCCUCGCCAUGGCUGACGACCGCCGUGUGGAAGCUUUGCCCUGUUUUUGCUUCAACCGGCAAAGUGGGGAGCUACAACUAGCACCGCACGGUGCUGGGACUAGCUGUUACUGUGCGCCGGCGAUGGCAUAGCUGCAACCAGCGGGGGCCAUUCAAUGGCGGUGGUGACAACGCCCCCGACGGAGGUGCUGCACCGGCAACACUGGAACUAGUUUUUUUUGCUGCAACCAGUCUCAGUUUUUGCUACUACCGUGUUCGUAUUUUGCUGGAACCAGCCCGAUUUUGCUACCACCAUCUUGCUUUUGCUGGAACCGGCGUCUCAUUUUGCUUCCACCAUGUUGUUUUUUUGUUGGAACAGUUGUCUCAUCUUUUUGCUUCCACCGUGUGUUUAUAUGGCUGGGACAGGCACAAGUUUUUGCUACCACCGCUUUUUGGCUGCGAGCGACGUCAUCGCUCAUUUGAUGCUGCAACCGGAGACAAGGUCGGUCGGCAAGGGAGACUACUGGCGACCAGAAUGGCCGGCGAGGGCGGCGACCGGAGUGCAUGUGCAGCCAGCGAGACAAAAAGGAGGGACGAGAUGCAGAGAAUCUUUUCGUACGCGCGGAAGCGGAAGGGAAUGUUUUUUUUUUUUGUUCGCAUGGACUUUUCUUCUGCCUCAUGCUGUUACGGACAUAAUCCAAGGGCUACGCGUCCACCGGCCGAAACUUUGGGCCGGCGCGCUGGCGCCUAGUACUGCCCAAAUAGGUCAAGGGAAAGAUUUGAAAAGUUUAUCCAUGUGUAUUCUACUAGAAACCGUUAACACACGGGCAACCUGUUAACCCGUUAACACCGAGCUCAUGUCCUUCCGAAGUCAACAACCUGUUGGUGCGAUAAACUCGUCCGAUCCACACCAGAAAUCAGAAGGCAAGCGAGGUUGGGUUAAGCUUUAGCCCUAAAUCCGUGAUCACCAUCUUGAGGAAUCAAGAUCAAAACUCUGUUCCGCUCAUAGCUUCACCUCCCUCGCCCAAUCUGCAUGACACCAUGGCCUCGGCAGCUGAAGCUACAGCGGCGCAGGAUAUUGCAUCAAUUUCCAGCAGCGAUGGCCAACAGCGGGCUGUGAUAUCCGAUACGCUGUUGCCCCCAAAACAAGGUCUUGAGAUCUACAUCAGAACUAGUUUUGCAGUAAUGGCAGCUUAUGCGCUGUUGCUUAGGAUCAGUACAAGGUACAUCAAAAUAGCUGUGAUCCCGGCUAUCAUACUAGUUUUCAUUGGCGCCUUGUGGCGCAAAUUCUGCGUCAAGGGAAGGUUGCGGCAUAGCACCAAUGGAAUGGCUAACUUGGCAAGUGGCAGCGGGAAAUCUCAGGGUCUGCUACUAAUGUUCUGCGCUUGGCGCUCUGGCAUUGAUGAUGGCCACACUGCCGAUCGGAUCCAGCCCAGGUGUAGCCCAGGCGCAGCAAGCGCUUCACAGGACCUUCACUGUGGUUCUUAUGAUAUCUGUGCACACCGUGGCUACAGAAUGGACAGGCGAAGACAUGGUACUGAUUUGCAUGCCGGAGCUUAUUGCGGCGCUUGUGUGGUUCACUGCUAAUUUUGAUCACGGCGGAUGUACCGUGUCCGUCAACAUGACAACAUCAGUUAAAUCAAGUGUCAUCGCUCUCGGUGGUGCUGUGACUCUGGUAGCAUACCAUAGUUCCAAGUUUUUGAACGAGAGUGAGAUACCUGCUGAGUACUGGUACACAAGGAUCUUGCGCUGCGGUACCUUAUCGGGGGUUCUAUCCUACUUUAGCGUGUGGAUGAUCCAUCAGUGGCCGGGCAGCACUGCUAGCGCGAAGAUGCCCGUUCAGCUCCUCGAUUUCUCUGCACUUUUUUGCUUCAGCACAUCAGCUAUUCUGAUUGCUAACCUGUGCACUGAACCAGGCUACAUGGAGUCUCUGUCUGCAUAUAUGACGAUGCUAGGUCAAUGGGUUAAUCCCGAACCAGGAAAUAUUUCAGAUCGUGAAGCAAUUAUAUGUUCAGCGCUAUGUAUCAUGUUCCUAUGCAUGCUCACCUUUUAUGCCUCCGGGACUGGUACAUUUUAUGAACGCAAUAUGAGCAGCAAAUUUCGAGACAGUUGGAGCAGACUCAGAGUCAUAGUUCUGGUUUUUUGUGCCCUGGUGCUGACAAGUACGUUAACGUCAUAUAUAACGUACACGUUGACAAGACAAGACCAAGAAUAAUUUGAGCUCAUAUCAGCAUGCCAAUGACUCCAUGGCGUUGAAGCAGCUUGAGCUGGUCUCGGCUGGUGGUGUGUGAGAGCAGCUCUGUUUCCAUUGUCAGUAGAACUUUCAAGUCUCUGUGCUGGUUUAGCCAUUGGAUCAGCUGUUGUUGUUGCUACAGCUUAGAGUGGCCAGGUUCCCUGCUUUUGUGCCGCCUCUGCUGCGGGUGGAGACGCUGUAAUGAACCGUCUUCUUAGAAUGAGAUGCAUUUUGUUUGCGUUGCUGCGACUUGCCUUCUCCUGUUCCAUCGCCGUGGCGUCAAUCGUCUACCUGAACCCUCCUUGAUAAACCCCUAAAAAUGCUUCCUGGAUAGGCAGGCUACGGCGCAUGAGCAGUGGCGAAAGCAGGAUUAGUCAAAUUAGGAUGUUGAAGGGGGCGGUCAGAGAAAAAAUAAUGAAAUCAGCGCUGUUCAUGUAAAUAGAUGAAUGUAAACCUGUAAGUAGAUGAAGAGAAGCGUAUAUCAGAAGGAUCCACCCUGUAAAUACAUGAAUGCAA
Triticum dicoccoides is the source of this 3136-nucleotide messenger RNA. RefSeq lists its product as uncharacterized. The transcript has 3 exons. NCBI's taxonomy places the organism in Eukaryota, Viridiplantae, Streptophyta, Magnoliopsida, Poales, Poaceae. Bases 1429 to 1974 code for a protein of 181 amino acids. The record is from RefSeq and is a predicted model, not a curated record.